Molecule: messenger RNA, 1396 nt
Organism: Anastrepha obliqua
Lineage: Eukaryota; Metazoa; Arthropoda; Insecta; Diptera; Tephritidae
Gene: Ublcp1
Product: ubiquitin-like domain-containing CTD phosphatase 1
Exons: 2
Coding region: 49-1056 (335 amino acids)
Biological process (GO): protein dephosphorylation
Cellular component (GO): nucleus
Molecular function (GO): protein binding; protein serine/threonine phosphatase activity
Source: RefSeq, a predicted model, not a curated record
UUUUACUUCUGCCCGGCACAAGGAAUUUGUGUUAAAUUGCACUUUGCAAUGGCAGGCGAACCAGAGCCAUCAACUUCCGAAGAGUUUAUGGAGAUAAACCAAGCCUUAAUUACUGUUAAAUGGGGUGGUAAGGAAUAUCUUAUAACCGACCUCACCGAUCAGGAUACCGUGGCUGUGCUGCGUCAUGAAAUCUUCAAACUCACACAGGUGCGACCACAACGGCAAAAACUGAUAAACCUCAAAUAUAAAGGUAAAAUAGCGCCUGAUGACACUAAAAUAUGUGUGCUGGAGUUGAAACCCAACUUCAAGUUAAUGAUGAUUGGUUCUACUGAGGCUGCUAUUGAGAGUGCCUGCCAGCUGCCCGACGAUAUGGCUGAGGUGGUAGACGAUUUUGACGUGGCCGAAGAAGAGAACUUAGUGGAGAAAUCACCCGUUUACUUAGAGAAAGUACGACGACGUGUUAGAGAGUAUAAAAUUGUAGAGAUUUCACCACCACGCGAAGGCAGGCAUUUGCUUGUGCUCGAUAUUGAUUACACACUUUUCGACCAUCGAUCUCCUGCCGAAUCUGCUUCGGAGCUAAUGCGGCCGUACUUACAUGAGUUCCUUGAAUCUGCAUACCAGCAUUAUGACAUAGUUAUUUGGUCGGCGACCGGUAUGCGUUGCAUCGAGGAGAAAAUGAAAAUGUUAGGUGUAAGCAGUAAUCCCAAUUACAAAAUAAUGUUCUAUCUGGAUUCCACUGCCAUGAUUUCGGUUUAUACGCUUGAAAGGGGAGUCGUAGAUGUGAAACCACUCGGUCUAAUAUGGGGCAUUUAUCCACAAUAUAGUUCGAAAAAUACCAUCAUGUUUGACGAUAUACAGCGCAACUUUCUAAUGAAUCCGCGCUCGGGCUUGCGUGUACGACCUUUUCGUCAGGCACAUUUGACCCGUCAGAUGGAUAGAGAGCUGCUAAAGUUAUCAAAGUACCUGAAGGACAUAGCGGAAAGCUGUGACGACUUCAACAAACUAAAUCAUCGUAAAUGGCAACAGUAUGAUCCGAAUAAGUCACAUAAAAAAUGAGACGAUAAGAAACUGAGUGAAUUUUAUAAAUAUUUGCCCGAUAGACGAGUAAUAGAAUUGUAAAUUAUCACUUCUGCAUCGUUAAGAAAAACUUACAGAAUAUUUUUUAAGAUCAAAAAUUGACCACUCAUAAAUUUUUUGGUGCAAAGAUUAGAAGUUAUAAUUUAAAAAAUAAUUCAUAUACUUUGAACUUCUUUUAAACCUUACCGGGCAUGUUUCUGACAGUAAGAGUUUGAAAAUAAAACCGCAAUUACAUGUUAAGGGGUUAGGUGGGUUUCAGAGGUUGAAAAAAAGAAGAUUUUGACUUUUUUUUUUUCGUAUAUAAAAUCAUAUAUUUUAC